CCCGCAUCGUUCAUUUCAAAACUUGAUCUCAAGCACACAAAUCGAUACCGACUAGCCAAUCUCAACAACCAGCUCAGCACUGCAACAACCAUGGUCAUGGGCAAACACACCGAUCAAAAAGUUGCCACGGAGGAGGAAUUCUUCACGUUAGAGCAAGUGCUGAACGAGACCGCUGACGAGACGGCGAGCUGCCUGAAGCUGCUCAAGAAGCACCUGUCCGACUACGACAGUCGCAAUGACAAUCAAUCCAGGAAUACGGCGGCGUCCUUCAUGCGGACCGAUAUGCGCAAUGCCAAGGAUACGGCCUCGGACCUGAAACACGUGGCCCACGAGAUCAACAGGAACCAGAAGCCGUCCAAGACGGAAAUCGCUUCUGCUCGUAACAUGAUGGACUCGACGGCCAGAGCCAUCGAAACCUUGAAGACUACGGCUCGCAACUACGAUAGAGAGAACAAGCAGCGCAUGGGAGUCAAGGGACGAGUUGAUGCCGCCGUUGGUGGGCGCAAUAACAAGGGAAUGGGAGACAACCGCGGACUGCAUGGUACAGGUGAGAUGCACAACGCGAGAGAAGAUGAUCGCGGGUACUUUGGCAAGAACGAGAACGAGCGACGUGAGGACCGUGGCUUCGUCGGUAUGAACGAGAGUGGUGCAGACCGUGGCUUUGUUGGAAAGAUCGAGAAUGAGCAUGGUGAAGACCGUGGCUUCGUCGGAAAGAACGAGAGAGGUGAAGACCGUGGCUUGUUCGGAAAGAACAAUAACGAGCGAGGUGAGGACGGCGGCUUCUUAGGAAACACCAGUGCAUCUUGCGGAGGUGUCUUGGACAAGAACCGGGAAGAAGGAAAUGCACACGGAGGCAUGUUGGGGGGUGUCAGGAAUGAGGGCCACCACAGCGGUGCUCUCGGCGGCAAUAAAGACGAUAACGGAGGCGUCAUGGGGAGCUCCGAGACCGUGGAGACGCUCGUGCGUAAGAUUCUUCGCGACCACUUCAGCCUCAGCGCGCUAGACCACCAGAUCAAGGCUGCAGAAAAGUCUCUCUCGCCGUCUCUCAUGGAGCGUGCGAAGGAGAAAAUGCAUGACGUGAAGGAAAAGAUCAAGGGCGACAAGUCCGAACCCGUUCAUGAAGGACACGGUUACCCCCACGAAGGCCACCACCACCAGCAAACGGCGAUGCCGUAAAAGAGAGAAGGUGUGCAAGUGGAAACGAUAUCUAGUCUAGCACUUUAGUAGCCAGUUCAAUAUGAACCCUUUGUGAUCCA
Molecule: messenger RNA, 1256 nt
Organism: Phytophthora infestans T30-4
Lineage: Eukaryota; Oomycota; Peronosporomycetes; Peronosporales; Peronosporaceae
Exons: 1
Coding region: 91-1176 (361 amino acids)
Source: RefSeq, a predicted model, not a curated record